AUGCCGGGCAGAAUCGAGAGAUACGACGACGUCCCAGUGACGAAGGAAGAUUUGGAUUGGGCCGAACUAGUGACACUUGACUUGAGCUUGUAUGAUCAACCUGGUGGAAAAGAGACCCUUGUCAAGAACUUGGAACAUGCCGUGCAACAUGUUGGUUUCUUUUACGUGAAGAACUUCAACAUCAGCCAGGAAGAGAUUAAUUCUCAGUUCGCUCUCGGUCGAGAGUUUUAUGGUCUUCCGCUUGAUGAAAAACUUAAAUAUCACAAUGCAGAUGACCUAGCUAGAGGCGAGUACAAUGGCUAUAGACCAGCUGGACAUCGGAUUCUCGCAAACGGAAUCAGGGACAAUGUCCAGGUGUAUAACAUCCCCAAAUUCGAUGGUUAUCACCAGAGAGCUCAACCGCCUGUGCUUUCGGAGCACAUUGCCGAAAUUGAGGCAUUCAGCAGAAAAUGCCAUACCGAGGUAGUUGAGAAACUUCUUUGUUUAUUCGCUAUCCUCUUGGAACUUCCCGACGAGGAGCAACUAGUUCGAGACCACCAGUACGACAUAAAUGGCGAGGAUCAUCUACGCUACAUGCACUAUGCGGCACGCGACUCUAAAGAAAACGAAAAGGUCGGAAAUCUAUAUACUCCAGGGCACACCGACCUAGGCACCGUAACGCUACUAUUUCGACAGCCUGUUGCUGCCCUUCAAAUCCUCAACUCGGAAGGCAAUUGGAAAUGGGUUAAACCUCAGGAUGGUACUAUUACCAUCAACACCUGCGAUGCAUUGACUGCUCUUACUGGAGGAUUCAUUAAAUCGAGUAUUCACCGCGUGCGUGCACCGCCGCAGGAUCAAGCUCAUGUUGAUCGUCUAGGGGUACUCUAUUUUGCUCGACCAAACAAUCAUGUGGUUCUCGACCCUAUCGAAAAUAGCCCUCUUCUAAACCGUCUUGGAAGGACAGAGAAUGCUUUUACUGAGAUUGGACAGCAUCUCACAACUGAACAAUGGGUCAAAGUGCGCCAGACUCAACAGCAACGUCGAAAUCGCGAUGGUAAGAUUUCUACCGAUGGCAAAGUCAGCUAUGCUCAAAAGGACCUUGAGAUUAUCCCUGGCUUGCAAGCCAAGGUCUACAACUAA
Talaromyces rugulosus is the source of this 1119-nucleotide messenger RNA. RefSeq lists its product as uncharacterized. The record is from RefSeq and is a predicted model, not a curated record. Gene Ontology annotation, molecular function: dioxygenase activity. NCBI's taxonomy places the organism in Eukaryota, Fungi, Ascomycota, Eurotiomycetes, Eurotiales, Trichocomaceae. The coding region runs from base 1 to 1119 and encodes 372 amino acids. The transcript is spliced from 6 exons.